Molecule: messenger RNA, 1287 nt
Organism: Acaulospora colombiana
Lineage: Eukaryota; Fungi; Glomeromycota; Glomeromycetes; Diversisporales; Acaulosporaceae
Source: the annotation of a GenBank genome assembly
AUGUUACUCUUCGAGUCGGAAAAAAAGCAGACCAAGCAAAAACAGCAAAGUCGACAUCUAGAAUUUCAAGCUAUCGUUCUUGCGGGUUAUGGUAAUAGUCUCUAUCCUCUGACUGAAGAUAACAAUGUUCCCAAAGCCCUACUCCCCGUUGCAAAUAAACCGAUGCUAUAUUACGUCUUGGAGUGGUUGGAAAAAGCCGGAAUUUUUGGUAUUUGUGAUAAGGCCAAUCAGCUGAAUGUUUACGAAGGGAAGUUGAGACCUCACCUGGAAGCAUUCAAGGAAGACAUGGGAACCGCGGACGUGUUACGACUCAUCAAGGAAAGAAUAAAGUGCGAUUUUAUAGUUAUGAGUUGCGAUCUAAUCAUUGACCUCGCACCGCACCAAUUUUUGGAUUUUCAUCGGUCGCACGAUCCCACACUUUCAGCACUUUAUUAUGAGCCUCAUAAAUCUGAGGGAAGUGGUACAGGUGGUGGCAGUAAUUACAAAGAUGAAAGCCCGAAACAAAUUGUGGGCGUUGAUGCCACCCAAUCGCGUCUCGUCUAUGUCGCAUCUGGUGCCGACUUGGAUGAGGAAUUUUCUUUACGCAUGUCGCUAUUAUGGAAAUUUCCGCGAGUUGAUAUUCACACAACCUUGCAGGAUUCCCAUCUUUACAUCUUUAAGCGAUGGGUAAUUGAUUUGAUCGCGCAGAGGAAAGCUAUCUCUAGCGUGUGUGAACAUCUUGUCCCAUUGCUGGUGAAAUGUCAACAUCAAAAAUUACUGCUGGAGAGAGAAGGCGUAGACAAACUGGCAGCAACUUACGAGAAUUUCCAAAAGACGGCAAUCGCAUUCUCCACCACGUGUGAUGAAGACGUGAAGAGCUCACCGGUGCGAUGUCAGAUAUUCACAUAUAAGACGGGAUUUUGUGGUCGCGGUAACACCAUAGCCAAGUAUUGUGACUUGAAUCGUCAUUUAACCAAGAUAAGUAAUGAAGUGCGUGUUUCCGCCUCAGCGGAAAUUGGUCCCAAAACUCAGGUUGGAUCGGAUUCGUUGGUUGGCGACGAUACGAAAAUCGAAAAUGCGUACAUUAAAAGAUCUACUGUCGGUGCCCAUUGUGUUAUUGGGAAGAAUGUGAAGAUUUCGAACUCAAUAAUCAUGGAUAAUGUCACCGUUGAAGACAAUGUCAAGAUAGAUGGAUGCAUCAUCUGCUGUGGAGCAAGGAUAGGGGACAAAGCGCAACUGAAAGAUUGCGAAGUUGGUGGCGGUUAUGUCGCGGCACCGGAAAGUAGGUGUUUUAUGACAUUUUUCUAG